This is a messenger RNA of Thunnus maccoyii (southern bluefin tuna), 6667 nucleotides long. Its product is annotated as protein NYNRIN-like. Lineage: Eukaryota; Metazoa; Chordata; Actinopteri; Scombriformes; Scombridae. The record is from RefSeq and is a predicted model, not a curated record. Gene Ontology annotation, biological process: DNA replication, removal of RNA primer. Bases 1 to 1227 code for a protein of 408 amino acids. The transcript has 4 exons. Gene Ontology annotation, molecular function: nucleic acid binding; RNA-DNA hybrid ribonuclease activity.
AUGCUAGAAGGCGACGAAGUGCCUCGCACCAAGGGCAAUUUCAGAGCGGGGCCCCAAGGACACCGACCACCUCGCCAGCAAGGGGAAGCACAGAGCCAAAGAGGUGGCAGCCCAGCGCAGAACCAGGGCCACUUUAAGCCACGAAGGCAGGACUCUGAGCAGAACACUAAGCACCUGAAUCAGUCAGGAGGACUUAAGGCGUUCCACCAUGAGAGCCAAGUCCAGGCAGGAGUUGGUAUUGUUUGGGCCAACCGCACGGUUGAAGAACCGAACCACUACCAGCUAGGCGCAAAGACAAGCCAGUACGCGGAGAUUGCUGCAGUACUCAUCGCCCUCCAACAAGCCACUCGGCGGGCUGUUGGACAGCUAGUGAUCUGCUCCGAUUCCAACUACGCUCGCCACAGCUUCAUCUCACACUUUCCCACAUGGAAGGAAAAUGGCAUGAGGAACGCCAGGAACAAGGAAGUCAAACACUCUGAACUCUUCCUGGCUUGCGACCGCCUUGUGAUAGACCAUGGGAUGACUGUGUACUGGAAGAAAGUCAAAGGUCACUCCCAGAUCUCGGGUCCCGAUAAGGAUGGCAACGACGAAGCCGACCGGUUAGCCAAGUUAGGUGCCGAGCAGGGGACACCCUGGGAGUUCAGUGAAGAUUGGCUUCCGACGUCCCAAGUCAGCACGGUGAAUGCCAUCACCCGCCGACAGGCGCGAGAGAGACAAGAGGACCCUCAGUCCUGCGCACAAACAGUGCAUUUGGGUCGGAAACCUGGAGAUGCCGACUUGGUUGCCAUGCAGGAACGGGAUCCUGCCAUACAAGCUAUCCGCCAGUUAAUGGCAGAUCCCACGGCACAGCAAACACUUCAACCAUCGACUAAUGAGUCCAAAGAGCUGAAGGCUCUUCGCCAUGUCCAACCCCAUCUCAGAAUUGACAAGGGCCUGCUGGUCUACAGCCCUGAUGGUCAGGGACCGGCUCGUUGGAUCGUCCCGACGGACCAUAGGGGGGUGAUACUGGCCCAUGCCCACAACUCCCCUGUCGGGGGUCACCGGAGCUACAAGGCUACUCUUAAAACCCUGCAGCAGGUUGCCUACUGGCCAUCCAUGGCCCGUGACAUGCAACUCUACGUCCAAGGAUGUCUGGUUUGCUGUCAAUUCCAACCUUCACGACCCUUGAACCGGGUCCCACCUCCAGAUGGACUGGAUUGGUCCACUCCCCAAGUCUUCAAGAGGUAACAAAUAUCUCUUGACUGUGACCUGCUCAUUCACGAAGUGGGUCGAGUGUCUUCCGGCGCCCAACGACACAGCUGUGACAACAGCAGUCCUGCUGCUAAACCACGUCUUCAGCCGCUGGGGGCUGCCACUCUCCGUCGACUCAGACAGAGGCACUCACUUCACCUCAAGUGUCAUGACAGCCAUGUUCGAUAUUCUGGGAGUGGAAGUCAACUUCCACAUCCCAUACCACCCCCAGUCAUCAGGUCAAGUCGAGCGUGCCAAUCGCACUAUCAUCAGCAUGCUGAAGAAGUAUGUUAGUGGUAGUGGCAAGGAUUGGGACGUGAAACUCCCUCUGGUGUUGAUGGCCAUCCGGUCUACCCCGCACCGCUCUACGGGAGUGAUGCCUUUCGAAAUGAUGACUGGGAGGGAAAUGACCUUGCCGUUACAUCUUCUGUAUUGCCCAGAGGAUGUAAGUGUGGCAAUGGCCUACACAGCACAUCAGUACGUCACUGAUCUGCGAGACCAUCUUAGAGUCACGUUUGCAUGGGCCCAGGAGAACCUGGAAACCAGUGCCAGAGGAGCAAAGGCCUAUUACGAUAGGAAAACGUCCCAUCGAUGAAACUCCCUUGGAUCCUUGGCAUCUUCCUCAGCCUACGAGUUGCUGUGCCCACUGAUGUGGUCAACCUUGGCCCUCCAACCGGUAUCGUCCUGCAGGAGAUACCGGGACUCCUAAUUACCCGGUGCAGCCUAUACACCCAAAGAAUCUACAUCCACCUGCCUCCACGCCUGACGGAGGGCAGAUUAAGCGGAACCCAAACGCAUGACACUGUUGAGCACGCCAAACAAACAACCAUCCACAUGCUCGAACAGCUGCAGAAGUUCCUGGUCACAGAGAAGGACCUCAGUAGUGGGAAACGACCAAAGAGGUUCCUUGGAGGACUGUUCACCGCAGUCUUGGCCAUUGGAUCGCUGUUUUCAAUUGGACUCUUGGCUGCCAACUCUGUCAGCAUUAAAGCCCUUCAAAGGCACAUGGGCGAACUCAGUGAGGAAAUGCCAGAAAUCCAACAGACUCCUCAUCCAACGUGAACAAUUACAGGACUUGGGUAAAACCCUCCAAGGUACCAUAGUAACUGUUAACCUUCAUUCUGCCCUCAUCAAUAACGCCUUGCAUGCCUUAGGGACAUUGUCAGAAGUAGUCAGGGAUGAUUUUAUGUACGUACGCGUAGUGAGAGAUCUAAUGCAGGACCUCCUUAGGGAAAUUAGCUCCUCAGUUAGCAGUCUGAGCGGUGGGCAAAUACCGACCUACCUCGUUCCCAUGAGCCUGGUCGAGCAAACCCUCAGAUCUGCAACAACUACUGUGCUACAGUCAUCACAAACUCACUUGGCAUAUAGUCUUGGUAGUGCAAUCCCGGUUUAUGUGAACCCACAGAACCUGGAGAUAGGGUUCCUUCUCAACCUUCCUAUCAUAGAACGGCAGAAUGUGUAUAGGUUAAAGUCAGUGCUGAAUGUUGGUUUUUGGCAAGACAACACUCAUGUCCACCUAAAGACACCACCAACACUUGCAUACCACGACGAUGACCCCUCGCUCUACCUUAGUCCCAACCUUAACUUGUGCACCAAAACUAAGGACGUCCACUGGGUUUGUCCAGGCAAUCCCUUCAUUCAGGAUGUUAGCAAUUAUCUCUGUGGCCUAAGAGCCGAGUCCUCUGAACAAAAGUGUCAGGGUAGACUGUCUGUUAAAGACGAAGGUAUGGACACUAAGGUAGAACGAGCAGGUAAUCGAUGGCUCGUUAGCACACCUGCUAGCGAAGCCCUAAUGGCCUACGAUCGUCAUGACACAACCACUAAAUUGACCCUACCCAACCAGACGAUGUUCUUGACGGUUCCUCAGGGAGCCACCAUACACUUUGGUGACAUUGUCCUCCAUCAUCUCAACCCUGACCAAACGACAAGGAGAUUGAGAUUAUGGACACAUUCAGAGGUCACAACUUAACCAUUGACGGCACCCUUCAGCAACAGCUCCUAGCUGAGGGAACCAAAUUAGUGAAGUUUAGUCUCAAACCGUCUGGACUCACUACGGCUUACUUUAGCCACAGGUCGUCACCUUCACAGGAACAUCAUGUCAGUUGGGCCGCCUUUGGGCUCCUUCUUAGUGGUUGGGUCAUCACGGCAGCCAUUGCGCACAUCAUGUUCAGAUACAUUCGCAGGUUGCAGGCCAGACUGGACACCCUCUUGGUGGUUCCACGGCACUUCACGCACCAGUCUGCGUCUGCCCCUCGUACUAACACCAGUCCUCUCCAGGAGUAGGCCUGACAGCCUCUAACCCCCUCCUGCUUUUCUUCACCCCUACCUUGGGCUUUCCCCUAGUGCCAGUGGUGAACAUUGAGCAGCAAAGGAUUGUAAGCAUACCUGAAUGUAUUUUUCUUCCUGCUUUUGAUGUGUAGCGUAGUUUAGAGACAUUCUGCCCAGACGAAACCUCAGUGCUUAUCUGCCCAGACACUAAAACCUCUGCUUACUGAACUGUACAGACUCUGACUUUUCCUCAGGUAUCAUGGACUCUUUGUUUCAAGGAUAUGGAUUAUGUAACCCACUGGUCACACCUCCUACAUGGAUUAGUUGGCCCUUGAGUUGCUCUGAAGACUGUGGCCAGCACCCCACUCCUCAGACCAAAGGGGGGAUGUUGGGCCUCCACAUACAGUCAGACAAAGAUGGGCCUACAUGGAAACCCUGAGGCCUGGCCACGAGGCCGCCUUUGUUCUCCUGAAACAAAAGAUCAGCACCAAAAGCUGAUCACUAACUCCAUUCCCCAGCGUGCACCAUUUCGCACCUAGGUGCUAAGUAGGAAAUGAUCCAACACAGUCUCUGAUUGGCAGAGACGCACCAACAUUACGGGGACGUCAUCCCCCUUUAAAACACAGAGCGGGACAGAAUCUCGUCCUCUUUCAGGUACUCUUGCUUAGGAGAAGGUCCGCCUUUUCGAUCAGCUGGAUCGCCAACGAAAGGGACUUGUACACGUGUGCUAUUCCCCCUUUUCUUUGGAGUUUCUCCCCUCGCUGGAUGAGACGAGACCUCGACCAAUGUUCAUCCGAACACCGUAACGUUACCGGAUCCACGAGAGACUGCUGUUUGCAACCCAGCGCUCUCACCCGAUACCUGCAGAAGGGAGAAAGGAUUUUCUCCACGGAGACGCGGAUAACUUCUACGCCCCGCUGUCUACCGACUGAGUCGACCACCCUGUGUUCUAUGCUGCCCCGCCGAGGAACCAUCGCCGUCAUUCCCGGGAAACAAGGACGGCUCCGCCAGCACCACACACCGGAGGACCCGCUGCUGGAUUUCACUGACAGACUUUGCCACACACACACACAUCGGUUCGCUCCGGAGAACGACACAAAAUGUAUUUCACUCCGGUUUUUCAAACCCAGCCUUCGUCGUCUGAACUCGCCCUCUGAUGCGUCAAGGCUGGCCGAAGCCUCCCACAGGUAAGGGUCAGCUGCGGUGUAUCGGGUGAAGAUCCCUGAGAGGAUGAGGGAGGAGGCGAAGGCUCGGAGGAGGCUCCAAGUGCUGGCAGCUGGUGCUCAGUGAGAAUGUGCUCCGGUUUGGCCAGUACCGGGGUCAAACGUUUAAACGGCUGUUAAGCAACGAUGUGGGCUACACCUAUCAUCCUGGUGUCCCACCAGAAGGAGAGGGAAGGCGGGGACACGUCUCAGUCGCCCCUCACCACCAACAUAGCAGCUGUACUUGUCUCCUACGCCCAGCUGUUCCCAGAGAUGACGGCGGCCAUCCAGCAGCGUAGGAUGCACAAGGGCGCUCAGUCAGUGAGGGGUAUGGAUCAGACGCUGGUGGGGUUCGGUGCUCACGCCAGGGAGAUGUACUGGUCCCUGUAUGAGUCAACCAGCGGCGAGAGUUGAAUGUAAGUAUUGCAAGCGAUGGUGCAGGAGACAAUGGGAGCUAACGGGAUUUUUUUGUUGUUCUUGUCAUGUCUGUAGUUACCUGCAGUGACUGAGGAAGCAGAAGGUGAAGGCGGGGUCCCAGAUGUACACGCUGCAUGUGUAUGUGCUGUACGACCAGGACAACGAGGCGGCGGCAAAGCCAUCAGCUGCUCCUCCGGCCUCCAGCAGACAGAACCGCAGCCUCCAUCAAGUAAUUAAUAACAUCGAUGUAAUUCUCACUGUACUGCCUGAAAUGUACUUUGCUUGUGUUUCAUUCUUUCUGUGCAGGAUGGAGCACAAAAAAGCAAGACGAAAAAACAGGCACCUGGAGCAGGAGGCUGAAAAGAAAGAACCCAGACACCUGGACACCCAGCACGCAUUUUAUGGAGGACAGUUUUUCUGUUCUCUGGAGUUGGGGCCUGGUGGAAGGACGCAACAGCAGUGGCUGCAGGAGGUCAGGGCAGCGAAAGACAUCAAAAUCCCCCCGAUGACCCUGUGGAGGCUGAAGAAGCAACAGGACAGCGAGCAGCCUGAAGCCUCAUAAAAUUAGGGUCUGCCAAAGGUGUGGCCAGCCUGCACAGAAAGAGUUUGGAUAAAGCCAGCACACUAUCAACCAUAAGAAAGAACACUUUUGUGCCCUUUAUGAAGGGAAGACUGUGGACCUGAGGCAGGUAGAGAGGAGGAGAGCGAUGGAGCCAGAGGAGAACACAGAGAAAUGUAAAUAAAAGUCUUUUUGGUUCAACUUUACGUCCUCUCAGAACACUCUUUUGUUUCUUUUAAUAAAUGUCACAGAAAUGCAAAAACAUUAAAGUUAUUCACACUGGCAGUGAUACAAAUUUGCGUCAGAAACAUGACUUUGUGACGACUCAUUCUGCUCAAGCAGCCGACCAAACUGCCUUCACCAGACUGACUGACAUGUCGGCUACACAGGAAGAAAUCCACAGUUUAUAAAUACAUGAUGAUGAAUAUGAUACAUGAAUUAAUAUUGAUUCAUUGGCUUUAUUUCCCGCCCACCGUAGUUUAAAAACACAUCCAGCAGAAUAUUUAUCUCACGUCAACAUCCCACGUUGGCCUUCACAAUAAACAGCUGUGUGUGUAGAUUACACUUUGAUUGGUUGAUGCUUUUACUCGCUGUGUGAAAACUGCUUUUUCACCUCAUAAUAUUCACGUUCUGUGUGAAUAAAAAGCCUGGUGUGUAAAGGCCUUUAGCAUAAACACCUGCAACCUCAGAGUUAGUGAGAGAGCAGUGAGUAACGUUAUUAAAAAUAUACACCGUAUAAUGUUAAUAUAACUCUCAACAACUGCACUCAAUCAUUUCUACAGAGAACAACAGUUGGUAGUUGGUGAGUUUUCCUAGCUGUUCUUUUGUGCUAACGCCAGCUAGAAUUGCUGUUGUUUUGUGCUAACGUUAGCUAGAAUUGCUGUUGUUUUGUGCUAACGUUAGCUAAAUUCAGCCUUUGAAACCCAGUAACGUGAAAAGUUGAUGUAAAAUCCAUUAAAGAGAUGUUAAACUGUUAGUAACAGUUCAGAUA